ACAGUGUUUAGAAAUAUCCUUUAGAAAGAUUGUCGUGUACAUUUCUCAUUGGGCUGUUUUGAUCUCAUGUUUACUCGUUUUGGGCGAGUUGGCAGGAAAGAGACGGAAGGAACCAUCUCGGCUGAUGACGACGGUGCCCGAGCGAGAGAGCCGUCGCAAACAUCAGUCGGAAAACAGAAUCCUACUCCCAUUGAGGCACCCCGGCGUGAGCGAGCGGAACGAACGGCUGGGCGAUUGGGUGCGCCGCGACGCAACCGAACAGUGUUUAUGACAGCUGCUUUUGACAUACCGUCUCACCACGAGCUGACUUGCUGACCGAUCCACCACCAAAACAGCCCCACACGAGCAAGCAGCCCACCAACCAUCGUUAAAAGAACAUUAUUUACGUAUUUAAUUAUUGCUGCUGCUCAAGCAAACUGGCUGCGCUUCUACUAUUAGCAGCAAGUUCGUUCGUUCGUUCGCUCGAAUCGUCGGAACGGAUGGUCAUUACUUUAUACGCCGCGCCGCGAGUGAGUUCGAUUCCGAGUGUGUGUCACCAGCAGCUUUAGGACUGUUGUAGGAAGAGGAAAAUUUGCAUGUGUUGUGAGAAACGAGCAUCGUCUUGUCGUCGGAGUGAAGAGUGAAUAGUGCGCUGCAGCAGCAGUCGACGGAGAUCUCCGGGAGUCAAUUAAUUGGGGUACCUAGGUGGAAGCUAGCUCUUCGGUAGGGCCAAGCUACAUAUCUGCGUUUACAAAGUGUGCCAUCAAAUAGCAGUUCGUUGUCUAGUACCGAACGACGACGGCGACGACGACGAGAGGAAGGUGAAGGUCGUACGUCCAACUGAGAAUCGUCAGUUUCUGGAAGCGAAAAAGGCAAACGUCGAAGCUAGUAGCUCUAGUUGAGCGUGAUUACGGAAGUUCGAUCGCGCGUGAGAGACAGAGAGCAACCCGUUCAAGAUCAAUGCCAAAGGCGGAGCAGCAGUACUAGACGCAGAAACGGGACGGCAGUAAAGUACAACUACAACUAUCAAUCACCUCGAAGAGAGUAGCACAUAAUGAGACUCGCUCGAUGAUAGUGGAUCGGUUUUGGCUUUUUAGUUUUGAUUUUCCGUCUGGAAUCUUCCGGGGGUACAAGUCGGUUCGGUUCUAAAACAUCCUAAAUCUUAGUGUUCCGUCGUGUCGUGGACGUACAACGACCUUGUGUGAGAGUGCGUGCGUGUGUGUGGCGUGGCAGCAGAGGGCGCGAGGAAAUGAAACCUCCCCAAUUCGUACGAGCAAUCGGAAGCUGGCUUCCCGUGACUUUACUGCUGCUGCUAGUCGUGUUUGUGUCGUGCUUCGGCGCUGCCGAUGACAUACAACCCAACUCAAGGCAAACCUAUUCAGCACAACAGCAUCAACAUCAACAGCAACAGCAUCAGCAGCACAAAGUUCCCUCACAUCAGCAGCAGCAGCAUCAUGAUCAGCGUGGCAGCAGCAGCAGCAGCAACAGCGGAUCUCGAGGUGAUUCGGUAGGAUCACCUGCUGCCAGCUCUGCUGCUAAGGCGGACGGAGCCGGUGCAGACAGUUCAAAAUCGUCACCUUCCGGUGGAGGAGGAGGCGGUGGCGGCAGCAGCAAUCGGAUGCUGGAGACCCGCAACUCCUACGCCGUGCUCAGCCAGGCUAUGUCCCAAGCCGUUCAUCAUGAAUUCGAUUUCUUGUUUUUGAUUUCAGGCACCUACGGGAGCGGUUCGGCCGACGGUGCCUGCAGUGCCGACGAUGUGGACUGCAUCGCCCACCACGAUCACCUCGGGAUGGAAGCGAUCCGCAGCCUGCACCAGCAGCUGGACGACGACGACAACGGUGACAUCGAUCUGUCCGAGUCGGAUGAUUUCCUCCGUGAGGAGCUCAAGUACGACAGUGGGUACGAGAAGCGCCACAAGGCGUUCCACUUCAACGACGACAUGCACAUCUCGGUGAAGGAAUUGUGGGAGGCGUGGCUCCGUUCGGAAGUACACAACUGGACCGUAGAUCAGACGACCGAAUGGCUCGCGCAGAGUGUCCAACUGCCGCAGUACGUGCGUCUGUUUCGGCUGCACAAGGUCACCGGGAAGGUGCUGCCCCGGCUGGCGGUGAAUAAUAUGCACUACGUGAGCAAUGUGCUCGGGAUCAAGGAUCCCAUCCACAAGCAAAAGAUCGCCCUGAAGGCGAUGGACGCAGUGCUGUUUGGACCACCGAGAGAAACCGGUACCCGGUGGAAGGAUUUGCUGUUGGUGACGCUACUGCUGACGGCAAUCAUCGGUAGCUGGUACGCCUAUCAGCAGAACAAAAAUGCCAAAAUACACCUAAAGCGGAUGGCCAAGGACGUGGAGGGACUGCUCAAAGCCGAAGUGGCACUGAAGGAUAUGCAGAAGGAACUAGAACGAGCCCGCCUGGAGCAGGAGAAUGUCGACAAAGAGAAAAUGGACCUGGAGCGGCGUCUCCGGGAGGCUCCGACCCUGUCGUCUUCCAACUCGGACCUGGAGGUCCAGCAGCUGAAGCAGGAAAUCGAGAUGCUCCGGUCGGAGCUGUCCCGUGCGGAAGUCGAAAUCAACGACCACUGCUGGACGCCACCUCAGGGCCUGCAGAACUGGCUCCAGCUGACGUUCGAGCUGGAGAACAAGCAGCACGUCCGGAAGCGGGUCCUGGCCGAAAAGCAGCUGAUGCAGGCCCGGGAGGCCUGCGAGAAACUGAGGAAGAAACGGUCCAGCCUGGUGGGGGCGUUCGUGUCGACGCACGGCAAGAGCAUCGAUGACGUGGACCGCAGCAUCGUGGAGGCCCGGAAUUCGCUGAACGACGUGACCAACGAUCUGCAGGAACGGAUGUUCCGGUGGAAGCACAUCGAGAACAUGCUCGGCUUCAGCAUCGUCAACAACAACGGGCUGUCCUACCUGGAGAAUCUGCUGUACAAUCGAAACGGCGGUGGCAGUAAGAGCUAUCGAUCUCGUCUAUCCAGCAGCCAGGACGACCUAGAUGACGACUCGGUGCAAGGUUUGUACGAUGGCAUCUGUAGGGGCGGCCGGGACGAUUCGUCGGCCAGCGACGACGGUGACCGUGGCGAACGGGACACUGUGACCUUCAUCGUCGGCGGCUGUCCGUCCACGACCAGCAUGCAGAUCUCGGCGCUGAAUCCACUGAACACGGGCAUCGUAUCGCCGGCAACGGCAGCGGCCUACCUGAACAGCAAUAGCCAUCUGUCGGGUGGAUCUCCCGCGUUCCAACACUAUCACAGCAGCAGCAGUAGUAACAACCUGCUGAAUCACUCCGGGUCCGUGUCCUCCACCACCCCCUCGUCACCGUUUUCCUAUGGCGGUGGCGGAUCCUCACCGCUCAUCGCCAACCAACAGCAGCAGCAGCACCAUUCGAGCAUGAAUGAUAGUUCGCAAAGUCUGCAGGACGAAACCCUGAUCUCCUCUUCGAACGAGCGGAUCGUGCCGCCCCGUUCGAAGAAGGCCCCCAUCAAACCACCCUCGAUGGCACCGAACAGCUUAGGCAAGACGCCGAUGCCGCCACCGCGGAAGAGCUUGUCUUCCCAAAGCCUCUUUUCGAUGGCGCACUCCGCCGCAAGCUCGGACCUGGCGCCCCUGGAAUCCCCAACGUUAUCUCUUCCAGCGGCAUCUGCGGGCCUAUCGCCGUCGUCGCCAACGGGUCCAGGACUGGGAACUUCCGCCUCUGCGGUACAGCUCCAGCAGUUCACUGAUAGCGGCGUCAACGGAUCUCGACAGCUACUACAACAAACGGCGGCAUCGCGGGACGGUAGUGUCACUUCCAGCUGUGCCAUCUUCCCAUCCACUGUCAACACCGCGGGUGGCGGCGGCGGCAGUAGCAGUAGUCCGUCCCCGAUCGGCAUCGGCACAGCUGUCCAGCCCGAGCUGGACACCUACUCGACCGAUUCGUCCACCUUCGAUGAGGACGUUAAGCGACGCCGGCGGAAGUUGCACUUCCCUUUCGGAAAGAAGUUUAGCAAGUCUAAGAAGACCCAAUGAAAAAGGUGAGUGCCGGGCGUUGUCGUCGCUGUUGCGCUGGAGUGGUGGCGAGAGGCGGAAAAGCGUCUGACAAAGGUGGAAGGAUGCUGCGGCUGCUUCUGCUGCUGUUCGGAGAAUCGGUAUGAGCAGCGAUGUUGCAAAGAUGAAAUGUGAUUUUAGAACGUGGACUCGUAACGCGGGUAAGCUAACCCCGUCCCGUGGGUGUGUGUUUGUAGGCGUAUGUAUGUGUGUAUGAUCGAUCUAGAUUGUCUGAUUUUUGAUGGGUCUUUGUUCUUUGUUGAGUUUUUCUUUCAGUUUGAAACUAGUAUGUUAAUGGCUGUUUUCGUAAAUUUCCUGACUAGAGAAAAAAAAAAACUAAAGUUUGAUGUUGUGACGUAGCAAACAAAUAUGGUGACAAAGAAUUUAUUGGACACUAGAAGGAAGAAGGAAGUAAGACGAGUAAGAGGUUUGCAAUAAUAUAUUACCUUUCCUCAAUUCAACUGAAAAACUCAACUAAAGUUAAAUUUGGAGUAUCAGUGUCUGUUGAACUGCAAAGAGAAAAGCAAACACACUCAACUAUUUUCUUUAAGGGUCUUACCUUUCCUAGGAAUGAGCAAACGAGCAGAACGUUGACUGCUUAUUAUAGAGCGCGCAAGUUGAGAAAACGGAUUAAAAGUCUGACAGAAUUUUAGUGUUUUAAAUGUGGUAGGGAAACUAAAGUCUUCUGUUUUGUUUUAUUAGUUGUAACAUAUAGCAUCUAGCAAACAGUAGUAGGCAAAUAAGUGAAAAUCUAAGCAAUUGUUAAAGGGAAAACAAAACGAACACAGUAGCACAAUUUUUUAGUUUUGUGUUGAGCAGAGAAGGUGUUCUUAUACAUAGGUACAGACACAAGCAGAGAAAUCAUGGCAUCGUCGUCGAUUGGUUUUUGAUCGACUUUUAACUUUUUGCGUCCACUUUUUUUUUGUCUAAAACAUAACAUUACUUUGCCCUUCCAUUAGAAAAUGCCAACCCGGAGUGAUGGGAGCUGGUCGAUGAAGUUACUUAAGCUACAUACUUAAAAACGGUCUUCGAUGAAAACGAGUGACUGUUCCUUCGCAGUCUAACAUUGCGGCAUUGUGUACGUAUGAAUGUGUUUGUGCCGUUGGAAGAUCAGCAAGUGCUUCUUCAAUUCUUAAAACGUAGUUGCGAUUUGCAUGGAAAUCGUUUGUUUUUAUGUCCCUCGUAGAACUUUAGUUAUUUUUGAUUGGAAAAACAAAUGCUAAAUGGAGGACAUUGAAUUUCCGCACAAAUCCUAGAACUCUAAACUUUCGAAAAAAAAAAGAUCAUCCGUAGAAGCCUCUCAAAUUCCCCUCAAAGGCCAAAACAAAUUCUGCAAAUCCAAAUGUUUAGAGGUCAUCCCAUUUUGUUCUUUUUUUCGGACUUGCUCUGAAACUGUCUUCGGGACAGGGCCGUCGCGUAACCUCACGUACCCAAAUCGGUUCCAAUUGCACCGAAUUUUCUAGUUUCACUUAGUUUUAUCUAUUUAGGCAAUAUUUGUUUUCAUUUGUUUACGUUUUUAAAGAGGGAGAACAGGUGAAAAGUGAGGUUACGCGACGCCACUGCUUCGGGAGUUGUUCUUUGGAAAACCAAUGGGUUGGAAGCUCUUCGGGCUUGUCUUGGCGUGUCUUGACAGUGGACUGUUCGUGUAGAUCCUUUGAUAGAACCCGGAAGGACUUUUUUUUUUCAAUCACUAACGCCUGGAAGGCGACUCAACACCUGGACCCUAGAUAUCGAGCCCAUCAAUAUAUGGUGUUUUGUUGUUUUUUUUUGUUUUUAGUUUCGCGGUGGAGCGAUUGGAUUUACUUAGGGGCGCUUCAUCCCCUCUCGCUUACUAAGCUCGUGAUUAAUUUCAAGAGAAAGAAACUUAUGAAUGAGUGCUAUGAUGCUGGAUCUUGGAUUUGGAUAUGUUGACCUAGAGUUAAGGAUCGUUCGUUACGUUUUAGGUUUUUAAAAAGCUUAAACUUCACUUAACACACUUUAUUCACUUAGAAACUAAACCGAGUACACAACUGUUCGGUGAUGAAAGAGAGCGAACCACCUGCUCACUACCUAUUUAUGCACUUAAAGUGCUUACUAGGCUGUUCUACCCUACCGGCUUCCUAUUGGCGCAAUCCAUGGCGUGAUGCACCUGGAUUGCGCGCCAACUGCUGCUAUUGGCUAAUCCAACUAACAGGAUUUUCCUAACUUAGCUUACAUUAUAAUUAUUAUUAAUUUUCACUGAUUCGAUUUUUCUUGGCUGACAUUAUUUUGAGUAAAAUAUGUUUUAUAAUAUAAAUUUUCUCCAUAAAGUAGUUUAUCUUCUAUUCUGCUUCAUUUUCAUUGCCUAUUGUCUACUCGAAUGAUUUACAAUGUUAGGUAUUUUCAACUAUCUAUGACCUGUUUGAAAGAGUCCAUUAAUAUUUCAUUCAUUUUUACCUUUAGAUUUAUUUUUUUUCAUUACCCAUGCUUUUUAUUUUAGCACCUUGUCAUUGAAUAUUUUAUCGUUUUUUUUUUUUAACUAGACCGUUAUCAAUGUUAAGGCCCGCCUUAUGCUGAGAUUUGAUGGGAUGUCCAUUCAAAGUGGUUAUGCAUUUCAACGUCCUUUAUUCAUCGAAAAUGAUCUUCAUUCAGUUGCUCUUCAAGUAGAAUGAUUUUUAAUAUACUCCACCUUGUAGAAUUUUCCUUGUUCUAUGCAUCUUUUUUCUUGAUUUUUUCUUUUCGUGAAUAAUAUCUACAAACUGUGCGUUUGGAGCUGCCAAACUCUUACUCUCUUUGUCCGUAGUAUGUGAUAUAUCUGAUUCUUUCUGGUCAAUACUGUGUGCAGGGUUAUGUAACGCGAUAUUGGUUGUUAUUUCCUCCAUUUGAAUAAGUGUCUUGUCUUCGUUCUCUUCUUCAUUGCGUCACCAAUUUCCUUUCUGUCGUGGAAUUGGUGACCGGUGAGCCAUUGGAAAUAGCCGAGAUCUUCAACAUGCGUUCCCCAUGCUGCAUGGAAAACGAGUUCGCUAGCCAUGCGCUGAGUCAUAAUACCAGAUCCCUUGAUUCUUAGGGUACAGCAAGCGGAAGUGUUCCAUAUACCCAGGGCACUAUGUCCAGAGAAGUCAAUGUUUUUUACGACUCCUGGAGCAUAUUCCUCCACAUCACUACGAGCGUAUUCUUCAUUUGCAAUUGCAAACGCAUCCCAAAAUGUUUUGUAAACGGCACUUUGGAGAUAACAGAUUUGCAAGAUGAGUGCCAUGGGGAAAUGAGCCUUGUGUGAACUGCGAGUCACUCCAAACAAACACAAGUCUGCCAAAUGUUCCAUUAGCUGGGGUUCUCCAACUUUCGAACCAGCGAGAAUGUCCGCAAUAUCAUUUACAUGCGGGAUUAGUUUGAAUACUUGGCAAAACACUUUUUCCAGGUAGCCUUGUAGGUAUCAUUUUCAGUCAUGGCGAGAUUCACGGCAACUGUCAUCGGACCUAGUGCUCCUUUCAUAGAUGACUGUUUUGACGGAGCUAGAUUGGCGCCAGAUAGGGUUACUUGAUGAUACGAUUCAAGUCCAAACAGGUUGAUAGGAACUUCACACUGCGUUUGUUCUGUUUUUCUCACUGUUAUCCUGGACACCCCAACUCUUACUUCAUUCAUUCGGUCCCGGAAACAAGCGAGAAGCGUAAGGAUCGAAGAAAGAGUUCCAAUGGUCUUCCUCGAAGCUUCUGUGUUCAUAAGUUUCUGAAACGUCGACGGACUAUUCUUUAAUCCCAUUGGCAUUCGUGUAAAUUCGAAGUGCCUUUUGGGAGAUGAGAAUGCUGUUUUGGCCGCAUCUCUCGGUUGUAUCGGUACUUGAUAAGACCCUGAUCUAGGGUUGAAAAAUAUUUGCUAUCACCCAGGCUAUCCAGUAAUUCAGUGAUCAAUGGGAUCGGGUAAACAAAAGGCUUUGUGAUCAUGUUAAGUGAUCUAAAAUCGACCACUAUUCGGUAUUUCAUUUUUCCAUCAGCACCUGGCUUUUUCGGCACACAUAGUACUGGAGCAUUCCAAGGACUUUGGCUUUGUUUGAUAAUUCCUUGAUUGAGCAUUUCAUCAAUUUGCUCAUUAAUAUGUCGUUUGGUUGCUUCCGGAAAUCUAUAUUGACGUUUAUAAAUCGGCACAUUCGUUGACGUUUCAAUUUCAUGUACCGCGGCAUUUGUGUAGGUUAAGUUAUCUCCUUCCACAAAAAAAUACGUCACUAAAAUCAUAUAAUAUGUCCUUGAUAUUAUUGAAUUUUUCUAGUUUUAAGUGAUCAAGUUUCACCAGUUCUAAUAGCUUGUCCUGUCGUUUGUAACCUUUCAAAUUUUCGUAUUGUUUGUAUUCUAUAACAUCGCAAUCGAUAUUGUCAUCCAAAUUCAGCAUACAAUUCUUUUUUUUUUUUCUGUAAACCAAUCGUUUUCAGAUUGCCCUGAAAUUACGUUUUCACAUUCAGUUUUAUUAUAUAAUUCUAUGAGCUUGUCAUUGGAACUGAUUCGUUGUUGUAUUUUGUUGAUUGUGUGAACAUACUUUUUGUCAAUUUCCGAUGUAUAAUCUUCAUUUGAUUGAAAUUUAUGUGUAUGGAAGGUUACAGUUCUGAAGCCUUUAUCAAUCUGUGCUACGUACUGUUUCAAGAACUCUAUUCCAAUGAUACCUAGAACUACUAAAUCUUCCACCAGAUGAAAAGUUGCUGGAAAACUUACCCCAUUGAUUAAUAAUUCCAACUGAGCUACUCCGAGGGUUGCUUUUCUUCCAUUCUCUAUUCCUACAGUCAUACUUCGGUUCUAGAACUACUGGAAAUCUUUUAGAUGUUCACUAUACCUUAGAAAUUUUCCUGACAAAUCCUGGAAGUCCUCUGGAUUUAUCUGGGAAGAUAUCCUGAAUUAUCAUGAAAAUUUUGUUCUGAACUUUUCCUGGAAAUCAUCCGGACUUAUCCUGAUUUUCCUAUCUUGCCCAUGAAAACCUUCAGAUUUUUCCUCUACCCUCUGGCGUUGUCCCUGCAUGUUUUCCAAAUGUAUCGUAGAAUUUCCGAACUUAGUCCUGGCUGAAGGUAUUGAAAAUUUGCACUGGAAGAUCUUUGGAUUUGUCUGGAACUCACCCAGAUGUGCCCUUACAGCAUUUCUUGUUAUUGUCCGGGAAGUCUUCUGCACAUGCCAAAGUCGUCUGGACCUAUCCUAGAAUGCCAAUGAGCCUGGUCUGAUUAUUUUCUAAGCUUGUCCACUUCAGGAUCCUCUCGUUUGGAUUGGACGUUUUUGGAAGUCCUUUAGACUUUUUCUGGUAGUUCUAUCAACUUGUACUGGAAGGAGUAGGAGAAGUUGUCCCGGUUUUGUCCCUGCAGAUAUUCCAGUCUUAUCUCGGUAACCUUCCGGACUAAUCCUGGAAAGCUCUUCGUGUCCUGGAUGUUCGCCGGACUUGCCCUAGUAGUCACCUGGACUAGUACUGAAAGUUUGCCUAGAUAUGUUCUUAAAGCUUUUCUUGUCUUUGCCCUGAAAGUCUUCUGGACUGGCCAAGAAAGGGUUCUGGGCCUUCCCUAGAACAACAUUUAACCAACCCUGAAAGUGAUUUAAACUUGUCCAAUUGUGGAUUCGAUCCUGGAUUUUGUUUGUAUGGACUUUUCAUUCGAUUCUUUUUCUCGAAGUCAUCUGGAUUCGUCCUGAAUGUCCUCUAAACAUGCCAGCACUUGCCCUGAAAGUCAUCCGGAUUUGUCCUUAACGUUUUUCUGGAUUGUUCUGAAAGUCUUUUAGAUUUGUUAUUCAAUUCUUAACAUGUCCUUGAAGUUGUCAAGAGAUCCUCUGGAAGGCCACUCAGCCUUACUUGGCCAUUCUGUGGAGUUGUCCUGGAAGUUGACGUCAUCCGGGCUGGUACUGAAAGUCCUCCGGAUUUGCACUUUUCUUGUCCAUCUUGUGUUCUUGUCCAUCUCGAGUGGUACAUUUCCAUCUUGUUGGAAAUUCGCACAUAUGUUUCCUAUCCACAAAAAGGGCAGCAAACGGGAUGUGGACAAUUAUCGUGGAAUUACGUCGUUGAGCGCAGUUUCGAAGUUAUUCGAGUUAGUCAUCAUGGAGCCUCUACUCUCUCAUUGUAAGCAGUAUCUAAGUGGUGAUCAACACGGCUUCACUUCCAGUCGUUCUACUUCCACAAAUCUGCUGUGUUUGACAUCGUAUCUUACGGAAAGCAUGGCAGAGAGGACUCAAACAGACGUCAUAUACACCGACUUGUCAGCUGCCUUCGAUAAGCUAAACCAUGCCAUCGCGAUUGCCAAGUUGCAUAGACUUGGGGUCAGCGGCAACCUCUUGCGAUGGUUUCGUUCAUAUCUCACUGAUCGGCAACUGAUGGUUGCCAUUGGUGACAACCGGUUCAAUAUAUAUCUAGCUACGUCAGGAAUACCUCAAGGAAGUCACCUGGGACCUUUGAUUUUCUUACUCUACUUCAAUGACGUGAACUUGGUCAUCGAAGGCCCACGACUAUCGUAUGCAGACGAUCUUAAAAUCUACCUACGAAUCCACUCGAUUGAUGACUGUCACUUCCUUCAACGUCAGUUCGAAGCCUUUGCCAGCUGGUGUAAUUUAAACCGAAUGGUGGAUAACCCCACUAAGUGUUCAGUGAUCACUUUUACUCGGAAGAAAGAACCAAUCACAUUUGAAUACAAACUUAUCGGCACUGUAAUCGACCGUGUGAACCAUGUGAAAGAUCUGGGUGUUAUUCUGGAUUCUCAACUUACGUACAAGCAGCACAUCUCGUACGUUGUCGACAAGGCGUCUAGGACAUUAAAUUUCUCCGAUAUCUACUGUUUGAAGUCACUGUACUGUUGCUUGGUGCGAUCCAUUCUGGAAUAUUGUUCUGUGGUCUGGAGUCCAAACUACAACAAUAGUGCUGAGAGAGUUGAGUCCGUUCAACGCCGUUUUCUUCGAUUCGCUCUGCGGAAGCUGCCUUGGAGAGACCCAUUUCAUCUGCCCAGCUAUGAAAGUCGUUGGCAGCUGAUUGAACUGGAGCCUCUCCGAACUAGAAGAGACACCUCUAGGGCCCUGUUCAUUGUGGACACUUUACAAGGUAGAAUUGAUUGCAGUGCAACCUUGGGGCAAGUCAACAUUAACGUCCAACCCCGUGCGCUACGUAACAACGUUAUGCUGAGAUUGCCUCUUCAGCGCACAAACUAUGACAUGAACGGUGCAAUAGGUGGGCUGCAACGAGUGUUCAAUCGAGUCUCGGGCAUCUUCGAUUUCCAUAUGCCUCGACAGCUGCUACGAAGAUACUUCUCAUCGUUCUUUUCUGGCACAGUUAACCGUGAAUGAUUGUGUGUUUUAUUUAUGUAUUUUAUUCUUAGUUUUUAUUUUUUGAUUUGAUUUUUACCUAUAUAAGUUACUUAAAUCAUCAUUGGGGCUUUACACAGCCUGUUGAUGCAGACAAAUAAAUAAGAAAUAAAUAAAUAAGUUCUCCGGUUUCGCCCCCCUGCAGAUCUCCCAGUCUUAUCUCGGUAACCUUCCGGACUAAUCCUGGACAGUUCUUCGUUUGUGUCCUGGAUGUUCGCCGGACUUGCCCUGGUAGUCACCUGGACUAGUCCUGAAAGUUAGCCAGAUAUGUCCUUAAAGCUUCCUUGUCCUGAAAGUCUUCUGGACUUGCCAUGAAAGAGUUCUUGGCCUUCCUUAGAAUCACUCCUAACCUGCGCUGAACAUUAUUUAAACUUGUACACUUGUGGAUUCGAUCCUGGAUUUUGUUUGUAUGGAUUUUUCAUUCGAUUAUUUUUCUCGAAGUCAUCUGAAUUUGUCCUGAAUGUCCUCCGAACAUGCCUGCGCUUGCCCUGAAAGUCAUCUGGAUUAGCUCUUAAAAGUUUUUCAUGAUUAUUCUGGGAAGUCUUUUAGAUUUGUUCUUAAAUUCUUAACAGGUACUUGAAGAUAUCAAGAGAUCCUCUCGAAGGCCACUCAGCCUUACUCGAUCAUUCUGCGGAGUUGUCCUGGAAGUUGACGUGUGGACCGAAGGCGAAGAUCUCUACACUUACCCUCGACGUCAUCCGGACUGGUAUUGAAAUUUGUCGGGAGUCUACUGCACUUGUCAAGACAGUCGUCUGGACCUUUCCUAGAAUGCCAAUGAGCUUGGUCCGAGAAUUCUGCAUUUUUCCUGGAUCUUUGUUGGAACUCUUUCAGACUUAUCCUGGGAUUUCUAUGGACUUGUACUAGAAGGAGUACGAAUUUUUGUUCAUGAAAACCAUUUAGCCGGCUCAGCAAUUUUUUCAAACAUGUCCUUGACGACCUUCCAGUUUGUUUCUGUAAGUUCUCCGGUUUCGCCCCCCUGCAGAUCUUCCAGUCUUAUCUCGGUAACCUUCCGGACUAAUCCUGGAUAGUUCUUCGUGUUUGUCCUGGAUGUUCGCCGGACUUGCCCUAGUAGUCACCUGGACUAGUCCUGAAAGUUAUGCAGAUAUGUCCUUAAAGCUUUCUUGUCCUUAAAGUCUUCUGGACGUGCCAAGAAAGGGUUCUGGGCCUACCCUAGAAUCACUCUUAACCUGCGCUGAACAUUAUUUAAACUUGUCCACUUGUAGAUUCGGCCCUGCAUUUUUCUGAAUUUGUCCUGAAUGUUCUCUGAACAUGCCUGCGCUUGCCCUGAACGUCAUCCGGAUUUGUUCUUAAAAAGUUUUUCGGGAUUGUUCUAGGAAGUCUUUAAGAUUUGUUCUUCAAUUCUUAUCAGGUCCAUGAAGUUAUCAAGAGUUCCUCUGGAAGGCCACUCAGCCUUACUUGACCAUUCUACGGAGUUGUCCUGGAAGACGUGUGGAUCGAAGUCGAAAGCUUCUACUCUUAUCCUCGACGUCAUCCGGACUGGUACUGAAAGUCCUUCCAAUUUGUACUGAAAGAGCUUUGAAUGUGUCCUUGACAAUUUCCGAGGUCUUGGAGGUCUUAUGAACUAGUCUUGGUCGAUUUUUCAUGAAAAUUAUUCUUUACUUCAGGUCAUCCGGAUUUUACCUGAAAGCAAUCCGGGAUUUGUUCUUAAAGUUUGUCAGGCUUGCCCUGUACGUCUUAGGAGUGGCUUGAAUUCUUCUGUAUUUGUUCGGGAAGAUAUUAUGACUCACCAUGGAAUUCAUUCAGAUUUUUUUCUGGAAAUUCUCCAGAUCGGGGCCGUGAUAGGCUUUUUAAAAAAGGAUGAUUUUAAUUUCUUUGCAUUUAAUCACUGACUAUCAAAAUACAAAUGAACUUAACUGUAACAAAAAUGAUUAACAACUGAGCCACGUUCCCUAUCCGCUGGCCUUCUUAUCGAUUCCAUAUGCUGACUCCGCAUUCUGGAUCGGUCGUUGGCCAUUCUCGCUGACUCGACUGUAGGUCGUCCGGUCAGCCUGUUGCUACGCCGUACUCUGGUGUGUUGCACUCGUACUCUGCUGUGUAACUGUAGGUUUUCCAGACUUAUUUUGGAAAUCUUCCGGACAUGUCCUGGAAGCCCUGGAAUCCUCUUUUGCCUUUACACAGUCUCUUGUGUUGUAAACUUCACAAGCCCAAAGAAAUUUAAAGAAAUUUAUUGGUUUUCAGGAUAGUUCCAUUUGUUUCAGGAGAAUUGAGUAAACUUUAGGAAAGCUUUGAGAACAUCAGGUCAUAUAAAUUCAAGGAAAUUUCUGAACCUUUGAAUGAGUUUAGAGAAACUCAGGCGAUUUCCGAAAACUUCAGUUAAGUUCCGAGAGGUUCAGGAAAAUUUUGGAAACGCAAGGGUAGUUACAUGAACAUUAGAAAAUUGUGACAACAUUUUAAGGGAAGCUCUGUGUUUUUUAUCGGCAGUUUCGGGAACUUUAAAAAAAUUAAAAAUCGGGAAGUUCAGAGAACCCAGAAAUCUAUUUCUUCCACAUAUUUUCCCAUUCCUUCCCUCUGGCGUCCGACUUUUUCCAGAAGUUUCUUCCAAUCUACCGUAGGAAGUUUCUCCCAGUGUGGGAGUUUCUUCCGUCUUCUCCAGGAAGUUCUUUCGUCUUCCUCUGGGAGUUUUUUCCGGAUCCUCCGGGAUUGGCUUCCGAUUUACAAACUUUUCUGGCUUCUGGAUUUUUUCCGAAAGCUUCAAAAAAAAUUUCCGAUAUCGUUUAGAACUUCCUUCAAACUUCCUCCACGACAUCUUUUUUAUUCUUCCUCUGGAAGUUUUGUCGGUACCUUCAAAAGACUAAUUCAAAUAUUUCCCAAAAAUUGCUUCCGACUUACAUGGAAAGUACAUCCUUUGAUUUUAGUCCAAAAGUUUGAAAUUUUUUUAAAUAUAUUAAAAUAGUGAAUACUGAUAAAUACCGAUUUUUUAUCAUUUGAUAUCGAUAAUCAUGAAAACAAUCUGGCAACGCUGCUUGAGGCUUCGUGCAUUUUGACAGAGAUUUGUUUACGUUUCAAAUUAUUUCAAACUGUUACAGAACACUUUUCAGUUGCGCACAAGUUUUAUCAAACAUUUCAAUGGCACAAAUACAUUCAAAAGAGGACAACCGGUGCACAACGCCUAACAGGAAAACAAUCAACUUAAGGGCACUACUUAACCAAACAACAAAGCAAUCGACCGCUUCCAAUCAACUCCUGUUCGUUGCGCAUAAUUUCCUUUCAUUCGUUCGACGGGAAGAACAAGUUAGCAACUAAAUUUUCUCGGAAAACAAGCGUCCAACAAUGCAAAUUUAAGCAUACGGUUACAAUUUGUUGAGCAAUGUGCGGAUGGAGGAGAAAGGCAAUCAAAUUACGCUUCGUCUCUCCAGAAGCAGGUCCACAUGAUCAUUCCAUGAUUAACAUUGAUUUGACAGCGACAGAUGUUGUCGUAAGAAUAGUAGGCGUUUUUAGAAGCAGCAGAACUUAAUACACACAAACACAACAGCAGUGAGAAUUUGAUUGAUCAUUCUUCAAAUCUUCAAAAUGUUCGGUCUAAACAUUGCACUGAUUAGUAUUUGUGAUUUACUUUCUUUUCUUUAAAUGUCGUAAAAACACGUGAAUGGGCGAUGUGACAGAACAAAACAAAAAUCGAAGGGGAGCAGAAACUUAACCUAUUAAUUAGGGUUUAAUUUAAGUAAAACAAACAAACAAACAAACUAAUAAGCAAAACAUAGCGCAACGUUUGUCUGUGUGCAGACAAACGAUAAAAAAAAAGAUGGUAUUAUUAUGAAUAAUAAUCAAAUGACUAAAGUUUAAGAGAGACACCGGAAAAAAAUGAAGGUUAAGUAGGGUCGUUUACAAAUUAUGAACAUUGAUGACAGCAAAUAAAUAACAAAGAAGAAAACAAAUAAAAACAAGAAAGCCAAGAAGGAAACGAUAAACACCACUCCAAUUAUCCUAACAUACACUGAACAAAAUCACCCACUUGUUUUUUUUCUGUUAUUGAUGGCGAAGAGAGAGAGCGAGAAAUAUUUUUUCCUAUUAAUUUUAGUGUAGAGCUGUAGGAACGACGUCUGGUGUGUAAUAAUGUCCCCCCCCCCGCUCCCCCUCCCUAUGAGUGGCACCUUGAUAGGGGUAGUUUCCGUUGUUAGGCUUAGGUUAGGUGGGGUAGAAUCUAUUGUUUUUGAUUUAAUAACAACACUUAUUUACAAUUAUCUUUAUUUUAUUUAUUAGCUUUUUACCACACUGAAACAAAACUAGACGAAUAUUUAUUUUCACUUAUUUUCUUUUCCUAGUAGCAGACUUAGGUUGUAGAGGUCAGUUUUCGCACGAGCUUUUUCGCGCUAAUCUCUCUUUGAACGAAUAGACUAUUGUAAAAAGAAACUCACUUCAAUUACUGUUGUUAUUUUCCCGUUUAAAAAAACACACACACAAACACCUAUGCAAUAGUAGUGUUGCAGCGCGGGUGGAAAGAAACGGAUAAAAAAAAGAUAGACUCGUAGGCAAUAGUAGAAAACAAAUCAAUUGUUACAAAGAGAAAAAACACAAACUAACUGUAAAACACAUGACAGGAGAAAGCAAACGAAAAUAUAGGAAAAAUCCUAAAACAAAAA
Ochlerotatus camptorhynchus is the source of this 15860-nucleotide messenger RNA. It is a transcript of the gene Stim, whose product is annotated as stromal interaction molecule. Gene Ontology annotation, biological process: intracellular calcium ion homeostasis; activation of store-operated calcium channel activity; store-operated calcium entry. The transcript is spliced from 11 exons. The record is from RefSeq and is a predicted model, not a curated record. Gene Ontology annotation, cellular component: endoplasmic reticulum; plasma membrane. Gene Ontology annotation, molecular function: calcium ion binding; protein binding; calcium channel regulator activity. Bases 1229 to 3979 code for a protein of 916 amino acids. NCBI's taxonomy places the organism in Eukaryota, Metazoa, Arthropoda, Insecta, Diptera, Culicidae.